Molecule: messenger RNA, 1788 nt
Organism: Closterium sp. Yama58-4
Lineage: Eukaryota; Viridiplantae; Streptophyta; Zygnematophyceae; Desmidiales; Closteriaceae
Source: the annotation of a GenBank genome assembly
AUGAUCACUUUCUACCAUAAAUACGCCUCGCACAAGCAUCGCACGCCGUCGCCAACCACGACGGGGCAUUCGAGAAGGUCCUUCGAGUGUCAGCGCAGUGGCGGGAAUAACGACGAUAAUGGCGGCGCGGCGGCCACCCUCGAAUUUUCCGCCUUCCCUUCCGCCUUCCCUUCCGCCUUCCCUUCAGCCUUCCCUUCCGCUUCUGCCUUCCCUUCCGCCUUCCCUUCAGCCUUCCCUUCCGCUUCCGCCUUCCCUUCCGCCUCCGCGUGGCCGCACGUGUCCCAGAUUCCUCCUGUUGACUCGACUCUAUGGCCGUUCGAUCCCGCGCGAUUCGUCACAAAUAGCGGAGAAUCGUUUUCCGCGUUUCAGUGCGGAUUUUACGCGGAAGGAGGAGCUGCUACUGGUCCCCCAACAGCCGACGUGGUGCUUGGGGAUUGGCUGAAAAAGGCAGCGGCAUCAGCGGCGGUUGAAACGGCACCAAUGGUGGUGGGGCGGAAGCAGCGGCAGUCGCUGCUGCAGCAGUGGUUCCACGAUGCUCCUGAUGGGCUCCUUCCCCCCGCCCUUCCUGAAUUUAACUGCACCAGCCAAGUCAACCGAAACAGCCAAGUCAACCGAGUCAACGCCAGAUUCAAUGCAGUCAGUGCUGACAACACGUUCAAUCCAUCUGGCAGAGUCAACACGGUCAACACAGUCAACGCAGACAAUGCAGUCAGUGCGGCAACUGGCAGUGAUGCCAGCCUCAGACUCCAAGCCUCGGAGUCAGCUCUGGAAUUGGAAUCCAAGCCUGCAGGCUCGGUUGAGCCUCCGAAAGCCAACGCCUGUGGAUUCGCAACCCCAGCAGCAGAGGAGAGGGAGGUGCGAGUGGGGGAGGUGCAAGUGGGGGAGGUGCAAGUGGGGGAGGUGCGAGUGGGGGAGGUGCAAGUGGGGGAGGUGUUGGGACGGCCAGUGGAGGACAUUCGACAGCAGUGGCUUCUGCUCAAGAAAGAAAUAGGCAGGGGGCAGUACGGUUUGAUUCGGAGAUGCGUGCACCGCAGCACGGGGGAGCACGCUGCCUGCAAGAGCAUUCGGAAAUCCGCGUUCCAGAGUGCUGCUGACGUGGAGGCAGUGCGGAAUGAGGUGGCAUUCAUGGAGGAACUCGAGGGCCAUGCCAACAUCAUUCGGAUUAAACAAGCUGUGGAGACGCAGAGACACGUGCACGUGGUGAUGGAGCUCUGUGAGGGGGGAGACCUGUUUGACCGCAUUGAAUCGCACGGAAGGCUCUCGGAACCUUCUGCAGCGCGCAUCUUCCGAUCGCUCAUGCUGGCCUUGCAGCACUGCCACUCAUGCGGCAUCGUGCACCGCGAUGUCAAACCCGAGAACAUCCUUCUAUCGAAUCCUGCUAAUAACGAGGAUGUUGAAGGAGCUGAUACAAGUGGCUGCGAAGUCAAGCUGAUUGAUUUUGGUUUGGCCGCUAGGCAAACUCCGGGUGUGGCUCUGUCAGGGGUGGUGGGCACAACAAACUACAUGGCUCCGGAUGUGUUUUCCGCGUCAUAUGGGCCCGAAUGCGAUGUGUGGAGCGCUGGCAUCGUGCUCUUCAUGAUGCUCUGCGGCACGUUCCCUUUCUACGGCAACAGCACCAAGGUACUGGAGGCCAAGUGGGGUGGGUUCAGCCGCAGCCGGCAGUGGCAGGAGCUGUCAUCACCAGCCAAGCAUCUCAUCAUUCGCAUGCUCUCUGCUGACCCCACCACCCGAAUCAGCGUGGAUGAGAUUCUUGAGCACGAGUGGGUCACUGCUUGCACAAGAUGCUGA